Molecule: messenger RNA, 2689 nt
Organism: Phyllostomus hastatus (greater spear-nosed bat)
Lineage: Eukaryota; Metazoa; Chordata; Mammalia; Chiroptera; Phyllostomidae
Gene: ZBTB17
Product: zinc finger and BTB domain containing 17
Exons: 16
Coding region: 210-2597 (795 amino acids)
Biological process (GO): regulation of DNA-templated transcription
Molecular function (GO): DNA-binding transcription factor activity, RNA polymerase II-specific; RNA polymerase II cis-regulatory region sequence-specific DNA binding; protein binding
Source: RefSeq, a predicted model, not a curated record
CCGGCGAGGUCGGUUCCGCCCGACUCUGACAUGGCGGCGCCCUUUGUCUGCUCUGAAGUGCCGUCCCCGGCCUCCUCGCGGCCGUGAUGCACCUCUUUCAGCGGUGGGGUCCGGGACAUGGCAGGUAAUGAGUGGGAGGAGGAGAGCCAAGCUGGAGUUUACCCAAACUGUCAGGCAAGAGUAGCCUGGGCUACUUGGAAAUCGGAGCCAUGGAUUUUCCCCAGCACAGCCAGCACGUCCUGGAGCAGCUGAACCAGCAGCGGCAGCUGGGGCUUUUGUGUGACUGCACUUUUGUGGUGGACGGUGUCGAUUUUAAGGCCCACAAAGCAGUGCUGGCGGCCUGCAGCGAGUACUUCAAGAUGCUCUUCGUGGACCAGAAGGACGUGGUGCAUCUGGACAUCAGUAACGCGGCAGGCCUGGGGCAGGUGCUGGAGUUCAUGUACACAGCCAAGCUGAGCCUGAGCUCUGAGAACGUGGACGAUGUGCUGGCCGUGGCCAGCUUCCUGCACAUGCAGGACAUCAUCACGGCCUGCCACGCCCUCAAGUCCCUCACUGAGCCGGCUGCCAGCCCCGGGGACAAUACGGAGGCCUUGGCCACGGAAGGAGAGGACAGGAGGGCCAAAGACAAGAAGGCCGCCGCGGCUGCCGCGCUGAGCGAGCUGGACGCUGCGGGAAGCAGUCCACCUGCGGGCCCAGGCAGGGAGCCCAAGGAGGAGCGAGGUGGUCAGGCCGAGAGCGCGGCCAGUGGUGCAGAGCAGACAGAGAAGGCUGACGCCCCCCGGGAGCCACCGCCAGUAGAGCCCAAGCCCGACCCCACCAGUGGCAUGGCUGCCGCUGAGGCGGAGGCUGUCCUGUCAGAGAGCUCGGAGCAAGAAAUGCAGGUGGAGCCGGCCAGGAAAGGAGAAGAGCAAGAGGAGGAGGACCCUGUGUCUGCUGUGGUCAAGGAAGAGGGGCCGCAGCUGGACAAGGGGGAUGUCCCCGAGGAGAGCGAGGAGUCAGCCAGCACAGACUCGGGCCAGGAGCUGGGCGCAGAGACCCGCGGCCUGCGCCUGGGCUCCUACGGCGACCGCACGGAGUCCAAGGCCUACGGUUCCGUCAUCCACAAAUGCGAGGACUGUGGGAAAGAGUUCACGCACACAGGGAACUUCAAGCGGCACAUCCGCAUCCACACCGGCGAGAAGCCCUUCUCGUGCCGGGAGUGCAGCAAGGCCUUCUCCGACCCGGCGGCCUGCAAGGCCCACGAGAAGACACACAGCCCGCUGAAGCCGUACGGCUGCGAGGAGUGCGGCAAGAGCUACCGGCUCAUCAGCCUGCUGAACCUGCACAAGAAGCGGCACUCGGGCGAGGCACGCUACCGCUGCGAGGACUGCGGCAAGCUCUUCACCACGUCCGGCAACCUCAAGCGGCACCAGCUGGUGCACAGCGGCGAGAAGCCCUACCAGUGCGACUACUGCGGCCGCUCCUUCUCCGACCCCACUUCCAAGAUGCGCCACCUGGAGACCCACGACACCGACAAGGAGCACAAGUGCCCUCACUGCGACAAGAAGUUCAACCAGGUGGGGAACCUGAAGGCCCACCUGAAGAUCCACAUCGCGGAUGGGCCCCUCAAGUGCCGAGAGUGUGGGAAGCAGUUCACCACCUCAGGGAACCUGAAGCGGCACCUCCGGAUCCACAGCGGGGAGAAGCCCUACGUGUGCAUCCACUGCCAGCGGCAGUUUGCUGACCCCGGCGCCCUGCAGCGGCACGUCCGCAUCCACACGGGCGAGAAGCCGUGCCAGUGCGUGAUGUGCGGCAAAGCCUUCACCCAGGCCAGCUCCCUCAUCGCCCACGUGCGCCAGCACACUGGGGAGAAGCCCUACGUCUGCGAGCGCUGCGGCAAGAGAUUCGUCCAGUCCAGCCAGCUGGCCAAUCACAUUCGCCACCAUGACAACAUCCGCCCCCACAAGUGCAGCGUGUGCAGCAAGGCCUUCGUGAACGUGGGAGACUUGUCCAAGCACAUCAUCAUCCACACUGGAGAGAAGCCUUACCUGUGUGACAAGUGCGGUCGUGGCUUCAACCGGGUGGACAACCUUCGUUCCCACGUGAAGACUGUGCACCAGGGCAAGGCAGGCAUCAAAAUCCUGGAGCCAGAGGAGGGUGGCGAGGUCAGCGUAGUCACUGUUGAUGACAUGGUUACGCUGGCCACCGAGGCACUGGCCGCAACGGCCGUCACUCAGCUCACAGUGGUACCAGUGGGGGCUGCCGUGACCGCCGACGAGACGGAGGUUCUUAAAGCCGAGAUCAGCAAAGCUGUGAAGCAAGUGCAGGAAGAAGACCCCAACACCCAUAUCCUCUAUGCCUGCGACUCUUGUGGGGACAAGUUCUUGGAUGCCAACAGCCUGGCCCAGCACGUGCGGAUCCACACAGCACAAGCACUGGUCAUGUUCCAGACAGAUGCGGACUUCUACCAGCAGUAUGGGCCGGGCAGCACGUGGCCGGCCGGACAAGUGUUGCAGGCUGGGGAGCUGGUCUUCCGCCCUCGGGAUGGGGCUGACGGCCAGCCCGCUCUGGCAGAGACACCCCCCACAGCCCCAGAAUGUCCACCGCCUGCCGAGUGAGCAGGCAUCCCUCCUCCUGACUGUUUAUUUAAGGAUGGGUGGCCCCGUUCACUAGAGAGAAUAAAUUUGAUUAUUUUCUAAUGCUGCCUACA